UGAUCGUCCAUGCAACACACAGAGCCAAGAAGAAGCAACAUAUACAUAUAUUUACAGGCAUAUGCGUGUAUCUGUCUAUAUGUGAUGAAUGAGACCUAGGUGUGAUUGAAAGCAGAGGGUGGAGGACUCUGUCUGAAUGAUGUGAACAAAACAGAGGAAUUGGAUUUGGUAAUAAAAUAAAGGGGGUACCCAGAAGGAAAGGCCAAGACUUCUCUAAUAUAUACAUAUUUUUUUACCUCCAUUUCACAUGGCUUCUUGGGCUUCUCUCCUUUCCUCACCAUUUUUUUUGUUUUGUUUUCUACAUUUUUUUGGUUGCCUCACAUGAGCUCACUUACCUCUCUUUCACUAAAAAACUGGAAUUUUUUUUUGUGUCUUUCAGUUCCUCAAUUGGUAGCUUUUCUUUUUCAAUUCUAUUGAAAAACUAUUGGCCUAGCAGUUGGAGAGAGAUUCCUCAGAUAUACAGUGAAAAAGGUUUCUGGGUUUUCGUCAACUGUGGUUGUCCGUCCUUGUGCAGAGUAUGUGUUUGUGGUUUUGCUUCAGUGGAGUCCGUUGGGGGGUUUCCAUUGUAAAGAUCAAUUGUUGGGCUGUCAAAGAAUUUGGCUGUUUUUGAUUCGUUUCGACUUGAUUUUGGCUGAUGGAUCUCAGGUCAUGAGGUACUUUCAAGUCUAUUAUCUAAAGGCAAACUGAAGCACUUUGUUCUAUCUGUUAGAGAGUUUGCUCUGUGUAACUAGAAGUUUCGCUGGUUAAAAUGGAAUUUAUCUAUAGAUGCGUAUGCUGAUGGAUGAAAUGUGAUUUAGUAGCAGUUUGAAGUUCAUCUAUGUUGUAGACUCAUUAAUCGAAUGUAAUUGACACUCAUGGUUUGUGAGAUGGAGACCGAUCAAAUUGAAGACAUAGAAAUCGAAGCCCUCCCUUCGAUGUGGCCUGAAGAUAUAGGAACCGAGGGAAAGCCAUACAAUGUAGAAAAGCCUGGAGGGGAUCAAGAUAUGUUGGAAGAAGUUACAUUCACGCAAGACGCAAUCAUAGUUGAUUAUAAACGUCUCUUAGAAUUAACCAAUUAUACGGACAAAGGCUCUUCUCAGCUGGCACACCUUGUAAAGCAUUGGGAGGUGAAGCAGGCAAACGCUGUCCGCCUUCUUAGAGAAGAGCUUGACAUCUUAAGCAGACAAAAAGAGGAGACAGAGCUUAAGAAGUUGGAGAUAUUGGAGGAACAUCGGUUUGAGGAAGAAAGAUAUGGUGGCGAUAAACGUCCAGUUUCAAUACUGGAUGAACUUUACGAUAUAUGGCAAGAUGUGCCUAAAAGGAAAAGUGAUGUGGUCAUUCCAAGCAAGAGAGUUGACAUUGAUGACGAGUAUGAUACUAUCUUAUACUGGAAGGAACGAGCCUUGCAUUUAGAGAAAAUGUUGGAGACCAGUAUUCAGAGAGAGCAGGUGCUAAUGAAGAAGUUACAGGAAAGUGUUAUGAAUUUGGAAAGGCAAUCCUCACCAGUUGAAGAGUUGUCCCAAAUUCUGAAAAGAGCAGAUAAUUUCUUACAUUUUGUGCUUCAAACUGCUCCUGUCGUCAUGGGCCAUCAGGAUAAAGAUUUACGCUAUCGCUUUAUCUACAACCAUUUCCCAAGUUUGAAUGAGGAGGACAUUAUAGGGAAGACAGAUGUCGAAAUUUUUUCUGGAUCUGGUGUUAAGGAAUCUCAAGAUUUUAAGAGAGAGGUUUUGGAAAAAGGAAAACCUGCAAAAAGAGAAAUCACUUUUGAGACGCCUUUAUUUGGAUCGAAGACGUUUCUGAUAUAUGUGGAACCUGUCUUUAGCAAGGCAGGGGAGACAAUUGGUAUUAAUUAUAUGGGAAUGGAGAUAACUGAUCAGGUAAGGAAAAGAGAAAAGAUGGCAAGGCUUCGAGAAGAGAUAGCAGUACAAAAGGCCAAGGAAACAGAACUGAACAAAACAAUUCAUAUAACAGAGGAGACGAUGCGAGCAAAACAAAUGCUCGCCACCAUGUCUCACGAGAUAAGAUCUCCUCUAUCUGGAGUUGUUAGCAUGGCAGAGAUUCUCGCUGGUACAAACCUUGAUCGUGAGCAAAGACAACUACUAAAUAUCAUGAUAUCUUCAGGCGAUUUGGUCCUUCAACUAAUAAAUGACAUUCUGGAUCUUUCUAAGGUUGAGUCAGGAGUUAUGAAGUUGGAAGCCACAAAAUUCAGACCAAGAGAGGUAGUAAAGCAUGUACUCCAGACUGCUGCAGCAUCACUGCGGAAAAUUUUGACCUUGGAAGGACAUGUAGCCGAUGACGUUCCCAUUGAGGUCAUUGGAGACGUUUUAAGGAUUCGACAAAUCCUCACAAACUUGAUCAGCAAUGCUAUCAAGUUUACCCAUGAAGGAAAGGUAGGCAUAAAUCUAUACAUGAUACCAGAGCCCUCUUUUAUGAAAGAAGGACUUCAACAGAGGUUGAAUGCAGAUCAGUCAGUCGCAAAUGGGCAGAAAGAAGAGAGAUGUUUAUCGACAUCUCAAAGUAACAAUUUUCGAAAUGGUUUUAAUGGUCACAGAAAUGGUGAGGGCCUGCUUAACAAUGAACCUAGUUCACCUGUCAUGCGUGGAUACUCCAUGGAUGAAGAUACGCAGGAGCAACCUCAACCCGAAACAACAGUGUGGAUACGCUGUGAUGUAUAUGACUCUGGAAUUGGAAUUCCAGAGAAUGCUCUACCUACUUUAUUCAAAAAAUACAUGCAAGUCAGUGCAGAUCAUGCUCGAAAGUAUGGCGGAACAGGACUGGGUCUUGCAAUAUGCAAACAGCUGGUAGAGCUCAUGGGUGGCCGCCUCACUGUGUCUAGCCAAGUGAACCGUGGGUCCACAUUUACCUUUGUGCUACCUUACAAGGUUUCACCAAUAUGUGAUACUUCUAAUGACCCUGAUGAGCUCUCGGAUAUGGCUGAUCAUGAUGCCAUAACUGAGGAUGUUACCGAAGGCUUUUUCCAGUUCCAACCCCACACUCUGGGUACCCUCUUUUCUUCUAAUGGAUCCACCAGGAAUAAAAAAUUGCUACCACAGACUCUCAAUGGGUUCUCAGAAGAUUCUUAUUCGUUUCCCUCCAACAAUGUUAGACCAAAUGAGACACUUUCAGUUGAGGAUGCUUGUUCAACUGUUGAAGUUGCAGAGACAUUAUCUAAACCUGGAAGUUCAUUGAGUCAAAGUCCAGAUUCUGAUGACACGAAUGCAGUUUGUAGCAAAAAACAGUGUCAAGAUGGCAGAAAUGAUUGUUUCCGAAAUCACAUAACUGAUUCCACCUCGCAUUCGGAGGCAAGCAGACAGGAGGAGGCAACGGCAAAGAAAAGUAAACACAAAGGAUCAUGUCAGAGACGGGAGAGAUAUAUUACAAGUACACAGUUCACGUCUGGUAGCACUGUUGUUGCACGUAAAGCACAACCAAAACCUAAAAUCCUUCUGGUUGAAGAUAACAAGAUUAACAUAAUGGUGACACAGACAAUGAUGAAGCAGUUAGGCCACACCAUGGACGUUGUUAAUGAUGGAGUUGAAGCUGUGCGUGCAGUUCAUUGUCGUAGUUAUGAACUCAUUCUGAUGGAUGUCUGCAUGCCAGUUAUGGAUGGCCUUACAACUACGAGAUUAAUUCGAUCUUUCGAAGAAACUGGGAACUGGGAUGCCGCUGUGAAGGCUGGCAUUGACCUGAGCAAGUCCUCUUCAGAUUCUACGCCUUCUGCAAAGCGGACCCCCAUAAUUGCGAUGACAGCAAAUGCAUUGUCUGAGAGUUCUGAAGAGUGUUAUAAAAAUGGUAUGGACUCAUUUAUUUCAAAGCCUGUAACAUUCCAAAAACUAAAAGACUGUCUUGAAAAAUACUUAUUAUAAAUAGCUCCUGUAAAUUGAUGAUCCUUGUAUAGAAAAUGACAACAUGUCAUGAAAUUUUUGUCACCCAUGUCAUGUUCUUAGCAGCCAUUAGUGUCCCUCUGUAAGUUGUAUAGAUAUUUUUCAAUGUUCCUUGAAGAUCUUUUUGAUAUUUUGUUGUUCUAA
This is a messenger RNA of Tripterygium wilfordii, 4007 nucleotides long. Its product is annotated as histidine kinase 5-like. Gene Ontology annotation, molecular function: histidine phosphotransfer kinase activity; phosphorelay sensor kinase activity. The record is from RefSeq and is a predicted model, not a curated record. NCBI's taxonomy places the organism in Eukaryota, Viridiplantae, Streptophyta, Magnoliopsida, Celastrales, Celastraceae. Gene Ontology annotation, biological process: phosphorelay signal transduction system; protein autophosphorylation. The transcript is spliced from 14 exons. Bases 855 to 3845 code for a protein of 996 amino acids.